Eimeria necatrix is the source of this 825-nucleotide messenger RNA. RefSeq lists its product as hypothetical. The transcript has a single exon. Bases 1 to 825 code for a protein of 274 amino acids. Lineage: Eukaryota; Apicomplexa; Conoidasida; Eucoccidiorida; Eimeriidae. The record is from RefSeq and is a predicted model, not a curated record.
AUGUGGGGAGCCAAGGGUUUGCAUAUCCUCGCGCUGGUGGCGGCAGGCUGCUUCGUUUGCUGCUGCUGCAGCAGCAGCGCAGCAGCAGCAGCAGCAGCAGCAAGCGCGUACAGAAGCCCGAACGCGACCGACACAGCUGUGGGUCUGGGGGAGGAGACGGCGACAGCGGAGGGCUCGGAGGUGCUGCUGCAGCGCUCGCAGCAGCAGGGCCCAGCAGCAGCAGCAGCAGCAGCAGCAGCAGCAGAGUUGGAAGACGGCACCGUGUACUUGCUGUCGCCGCAGCAGCAGCAGCAGCAGCAGGAGCUGCUGGAGCAGCUGGAGCAGCAGCAGGCGGCGCGGCGGCGGCACGUGGGGGGCCUGCGGCGGGCCGUGGGGCUGCUGCUGCUGCUGCCGCUGCUGCUGCUGCUGCUGCACGAGUACGUGGUGCUGCCGAAGGUGCAGCAGCAGCAGCAAGCCUUCUACGAGCGCCGCCGCGAACGCCUCGACGAAGACAAGGCCUACGAACUCGUGCUGCAGCGCGAACCUGCUGCUGCUGCUGCUAGCAUCUUAGCAGGAGUGGCCUUAACAGCAGCAGUUCUUUACUUUGCUUUUGCCUUCGCCAGAGUUGUCUCCCACAACACUUGGCGGCGAAAGUCUCCUUUUUACAAGCUGCUGCGCAACGAGGGCGCCGACGAGCUGCUGCAGCAGCUGCAGCAGCUGCAGCAGCAGCAGCAGCAGCAGCAGCAGGCCAGCCAGACCCACGCACAGCAAGGCAGCAGCAGCAGCAACGAGGGACCCGAAGGGCAGCAGCGGCCGGCGUCUCCCAGCCAGCAGCGAGCUAACUAG